Molecule: messenger RNA, 3032 nt
Organism: Choloepus didactylus (southern two-toed sloth)
Lineage: Eukaryota; Metazoa; Chordata; Mammalia; Pilosa; Megalonychidae
Gene: LRRC70
Product: leucine rich repeat containing 70
Exons: 2
Coding region: 103-1998 (631 amino acids)
Cellular component (GO): extracellular matrix
Molecular function (GO): protein binding
Source: RefSeq, a predicted model, not a curated record
AAUGGAGUUUAGAAAUGUCCCUCAGCAGAUUUAAAAAGAAAACUUCUUCUUGAAUCAGCCGAGGGAUAAUACUAUGAAUUUCCUGUUCUUGACAAUUCUGAUAUGAACAGAAAAACCAAGAACAGGGCUAUGUGUGGAUUACAGUUUUCUCUGCCUUGCCUACGACUGUUUCUACUUGUUACCUUUUGUCUUGUAUUAUUGUUCCAUAAAGAGAUACUUGGAUGUUCAUCUGUUUGCCAGCUCUGCACUGGGAGACAAAUUAACUGUCGUAACUUAGGCCUUUCAAAUAUCCCCAAGAAUUUUCCUGAAAGUACAGUUUUUCUCUAUCUAACUGGAAAUAAUAUAUCUCAUAUAAGUGAAAAUGAAUUAACAGGACUUCAUUCUCUUGUGGCAUUGUAUUUGGAUAAUUCUGGCAUUGUUUUUGUAUAUCCAAAAGCCUUUGUUGAAUUAAAACAUCUAUAUUUUCUAUAUCUAAAUAAUAAUGUUAUAAAACGCUUGGAUCCUGGAAUAUUUGAGGGACUUUCAAAUCUCCGUAAUUUAUAUUUACAGUCUAAUCAAAUAUCUUUCAUUCCAAGAGGAGUAUUUAUUGACCUGGUUUCAGUUCAGUACUUAAAUCUACAAAGGAAUCGCCUCACUAUCCUUGGUAGUGGUACCUUUGUUGGUAUGAUUGCUCUUCGCAUACUUGAUUUAUCAAACAAUAAAAUUUUGAGGAUAUCAGACACAGGCUUUCAACAUCUUGAAAACCUUGAUUGUUUGUAUCUAGAAGGCAACAAUUUAACAAAAGUACCAUCAAAUGUGUUUGGAGUACUUAAGAGUCUUAAAAAACUUUCUUUGUCUCAUAACCAUAUUGAAACAAUACAGCCCUUUGCAUUUAAAGGACUUGUCAAAUUGGAGUAUCUCCUCCUGAAAAAUGCAAGAAUUAAAAAUGUUACUAGGGAUGGGUUUAGUGGCAUUAAUAAUCUUAAACAUUUGAUCUUAAGUCAUAAUGACUUAGAAAAUUUAAACUCUGACACCUUUAGUUUGUUAAAGAAUUUAUUAUACCUUCAGUUAGAUAGAAACAGAAUAAUCAACAUUGAUAGUGAUACAUUUGAAAACAUGGGAGGGUCUUUGAAGAUUCUUCAUCUGUCGUUUAAUAAUCUUACAGACUUACAUCCAAGGGUCCUUAAGCCGUUGUCUUCACUGAUUCAUCUUCAGGCAAAUUCUAAUCCUUGGGAAUGUAACUGCAAACUCUUGGGCCUUCGUGACUGGCUAGCAUCUUCAGCCAUUACUCUAAACAUCUAUUGUCAGAAUCCCCCAUCUAUGCGUGGCAGAGCAUUGCAUUAUAUUAAGUGGACUGAUUUUACAAAUUGUGCUACAUCUUCGACAAAUGUAUCCAGAGUUUGGGCUGUAAAAUCUCUUCACGUUCAUCACAAGACCACUGCGUUAAUGACGGCCUGGCAUAAAAUAACCACAAAUGAGAAACAUUUGGAAAAUACUGAGACUGAGAAUGUUACUUUUUGGGAACGAAUUCGUACGUCACCUGCCAGUAGGUUUUUUCAGGAAAAUACCUUUGGCAAUCCGUUAGAAACUACUGCGGUGUUACCUGUGCAGAUAACUCCUCCUGUUAACUUGAACUUGGAAAAAAACAGUGCCCUACCAAUUGAUGCUGCAUCAGUGUCAGGGAAAACGUCUUUAAUUUGUACACAAGAACUUGAAGAAUUGAAUGAGGCUUUUGACAUUUUGCUUGCUUUUUUCAUCUUAGCUUGUGUUCUGAUUGCUUUUUUGAUCUACAAAAUUGUUCAGUUUAAACAAAAACUAAAGGCACCUGAAAACUCAGGAGAAAAUAGACUUGAAUACUACAGCUUUUACCAGUCAGCAAGGUAUAAUGUAACUGCCUCAAUUUGUAACACUUCUCCAAAUUCUCUAGAAAACCCUGGUUUGGAGCAGAUCGGACUUCAUAAACAAAUUGUUCCUGAAAGUGAGGCACAGGUCAUUCUUUUUGAACAUUCUGCUUUAUAAUUCAGUUCAGCUAAAUGCUGUCUUUAAGAAAACCUCAGUGCCAUGGACAUACAUAAAAUUGAAAGCCUCCUUAAAGAAUUACAUACUUUGUUUGCAAACAUAAUGAAUUAUAUGGUCUUAGUGUUAUUAAAGUAUAUGUUUUUAAUUUGUGAAUACUGUAUUCAUUCAGCAAAUAUUUUCUUUGAUAGGCACUGUUUUAAAGUAACAAUAAUAACAUUUCUGUUUACCAAGCGCUAUGCUUAACACUUCACAUAUCACAUAUAAUCCUUAAACAGCCUUGUACAGUAGUGUUGUCUACAUUUUACAGGUAAAGAAACCUGGACAGAGAGAAUUUAAUAACUGUCCCAAAUUCUCACAGCUUGUAACACUUUUUAGGUGUAUCUGACUCCAGAGCCCAUGCUUUUUAUUUCAUGCUGUAGUAAAACUGCUUAGAUGUUAGGAUUGUAAUUGUGAAAAACAUAGACAUGGUUUCUAUCCUCAGUAGAAUUUGAAAUCUAGAGGAGAUACGUGAUUACUGUACAGUAUGGUAAGUGCUGCACUUGGAGGACCUAUGGGUUUUAACAUGUGGAGGUCAGAGAUGACUUUGCAAAAAACAUGACACUGAAAUGGAUCAUAAAGGAAAAGUAGAAAUUAGCCUGAUGAAGAGAGCUCAGUAAUGGGUAGAGGUAGCACCAUUUUAGAAGGGUAGAAGAAAGAUUCUGCUUUUUAGGAACUAAAAGAAGUUCAGAAUGGCUGGAGUUGCAAGUGAUGGUGUAAGAUUUGAAGCGGGAGAGAGAUCAGUUGAUGAAGGAUAUUGUAAUUUCAUGCUGUAUUCUGAGGGUAAUGGGGAGCCAAUGAAGAAUUUUAAGCAAUGGAGUAACAUAAUCAAAUUUACCCUUUAGAAAGUUCACUCUUUUUCUGGAAGGAGAAGCAAGACUGGAGGCAGGAUUAUUUGGGUAAGAAUCGGAAUCCCUAAUCCAGGUGACAGAUGUGGAGGUCUGGGCUAGGGUAGUGGCAAAGAAGAUCUAUAGAUUCUAGAUAUUCUUUGGAAGUAA